AUGGCUCAGCAGCAAGGAGAACGAUCGAUGCAAUCCAGAGUUGGCAGAGACAGGCAGAGAUAUGGCCCCAACGGCGAGCGACUCGUAGCAGGAGUUGUGCCCCUGAACGCAGAGCGUACCUACGUGAUGUUGAUCCAAAGCUCGAGUCGCAAGGGCUGGGUCCUACCCAAGGGAGGCUGGGAGACCGAUGAGAGGACCUGCCAAGAAGCGGCAUGUCGUGAAGCCUGGGAGGAAGCCGGCAUCGAGUGUCGCGUGCAGAAAGAUCUGGGCACGAUCGAAGAAAAGCGAAGCGAAGCUUCCAUCCGGAAGUACGGAGCCGUCGCACCAAAGGCCCUGUACCGCUUCUACGAAGUCACAGUCACCGUGGAGCGUGAAACUUGGCCGGAGCAGCACAAGAGAGACCGGAAGUGGAUGACAUACCGGACGGCUAGGGAGCUCUUGCAAGACCGUCCUGAGCUGCUGGAAGCACUCGACAGAUGCAGCAUUAGACGAUAG
Cercospora beticola is the source of this 495-nucleotide messenger RNA. RefSeq names its product polyphosphatase DDP1 (gene DDP1). Gene Ontology annotation, biological process: adenosine 5'-(hexahydrogen pentaphosphate) catabolic process; diadenosine pentaphosphate catabolic process; diphosphoinositol polyphosphate metabolic process. Lineage: Eukaryota; Fungi; Ascomycota; Dothideomycetes; Mycosphaerellales; Mycosphaerellaceae. Gene Ontology annotation, molecular function: endopolyphosphatase activity; bis(5'-adenosyl)-pentaphosphatase activity; diphosphoinositol-polyphosphate diphosphatase activity. The record is from RefSeq and is a predicted model, not a curated record. Gene Ontology annotation, cellular component: nucleus; cytoplasm.